AUGAACACCUCGCCCGAUCAACCUCCGACCGAAGACCUCGUCGCCACGCUCAGUGGUAAGUGGGGCGACGACAAGCUUAAAUGGCUGCCGUCUCAGAGCAGUCAUCUCUACAAGGACCUAGAAGAGUGGCCGCGCCGUCUUCUCGUCGCCAUAACCGCUCUGGCCAGUCGCACCCACACUGACGAAGACCGCGACUUCGUUAUCGAACAGCUCCAGAAGAAGGUUGUCGAGGUCAUCGGUCGUGAUUCCAUAACCUUCGGCCCGUGGAUGCCCUCGGAGCAGCUCGCAGACCAGCUCGCCUGGGAUGCCGAGACUUUGCUCACCAAUCUCACGCCAGCCUUUGAUCGCAUUGACGGCCUUUCCAGCGCCUGGGGCGACCAUGUCAAGUCAUGGCUCCAGCCGAGCGCCAUCCCGCACUCCAGUGCUCUGGCCUGGGAUUACAAGCUUCUCCGUCUCAUGGCUCGGUUUGCGACCACGUACCCCCGCGCACGUCUCGUCAUGAAGGAGCACUGCGUCCCGAAGGCAAUCAAGACGCGGACCAUGGGCAAUCCUAACGCUUCUCUGAAGGUCACUUCCACGGAUUGGGGCAGGGCUAAUUCAAUGUACGCCAACAUAAGGAAGACGGGACGUCUCCCGCAUGUGGUGGCUGAGAUCGAACGUCGUCUCCUGUCAGAGCAAGAUGCUGCAAACGUGUCCGAAGCCAAGCAGCAGGAGAGCCCCAAGGACAACAACACCGGCUACCCUGUCGUGACCAACAGCACCAGCUACCCUGUCGUGACCAACAACACCAGCUACCCUGUUGUGACUAACACGCCACAGCUUAGACAAGCAAAGACAGCCGGAGUAGCUAGGGACGCCAAGCACAAGCGCUCUAGAUCCCCCAACAUUCCCGAGAUUAGUGAAGAAGCCGUUCAGAAGGCCAAGCCCAAGAAGACUCUGAGCAGCCCAGCCGGCUCCCGCGGCCAUCUCCCUUCUUCCAAGAGGGCGAGGCACUUCCACAAGAGAGGAAUCUAG
This is a messenger RNA of Diplodia corticola, 1014 nucleotides long. RefSeq lists its product as uncharacterized. The record is from RefSeq and is a predicted model, not a curated record. NCBI's taxonomy places the organism in Eukaryota, Fungi, Ascomycota, Dothideomycetes, Botryosphaeriales, Botryosphaeriaceae. The transcript is spliced from 2 exons. The coding region runs from base 1 to 1014 and encodes 337 amino acids.